Molecule: messenger RNA, 2756 nt
Organism: Pungitius pungitius (ninespine stickleback)
Lineage: Eukaryota; Metazoa; Chordata; Actinopteri; Perciformes; Gasterosteidae
Product: sodium/hydrogen exchanger 9B2
Exons: 13
Coding region: 75-1553 (492 amino acids)
Biological process (GO): proton transmembrane transport
Cellular component (GO): membrane
Molecular function (GO): antiporter activity
Source: RefSeq, a predicted model, not a curated record
UCCAGGUCACUCGGGACGAGAGAGAGAUCACCGUCCUGCCGCGGAGGAAGACGGACGAACUGGACACCGCCAGGAUGUCUGACUCGUCCUCCUGCUGUGAGUCUUGCAUCCGUCUGAAGGACCGAUGUCCUCGCCCUCGUGGACUCCUCAGCCUGAUUGUCACCAAAGUGUGUCUGUUUGCCCUGCUGUUCGGAGUCGUCUGGUCUGUAACAGGAAGUGAGUGUUUACCUGGAGGAAACCUGUUUGGCAUCGUGGUCCUCUUCAUCUGCUCCGUGCUGGGGGGGAAGCUGGUGGGAAUGAUCCAGCUGCCCACCCUGCCCCCCUUCCCUCCGCUACUUGGCAUGCUGCUGGCCGGGCUGCUGCUGCGUAACGUUCCCUACGUCACGGACGCCGUCUUCAUCCACACGCACUGGUCUUCAGCUCUGAGGAACAUCGCGCUGUCAAUCAUCCUGACCAGAGCUGGGCUGGGCCUCGACCCGUCGGCGCUGAGUCGCCUGAAGGCGGUGUGUCUGCGUCUUGCUAUCGGCCCGUGCGUGAUGGAGGCCUGCGUCGUCGCCCUGGUUUCUCACUUCCUGUUGGGUCUGCCGUGGGUGUGGGGCUUCAUCCUGGGCUUCGUCCUUGCUGCUGUGUCUCCGGCGGUCGUGGUCCCCUCAAUGUUGCUCCUGCAGAGAGAAGGACUCGGAGUGGAGAAGGGGAUCCCCACCCUCCUUAUGGCUGCCGGGAGCUUUGAUGACAUUCUGGCCAUAACAGGGUUCUCUACCUGCCUGGGAAUCGCCUUCUCCACAGGCUCAACGUGGAUGAACAUACUGAAGGGCCUUCUGGAGGUGGUGGGAGGGGUCAUCGCCGGGAUGAUUCUGGGUCUUUUCCUGUGCUGUUUCCCCAGUAAAGACCAGGAGGAUCUGGUGGUCAGAAGGACUCUCAUGUUGUUGGGUCUGUCCAUAUUUUCGGUCUUCUUCAGUCAUGUCAUUGGCUUUGCCGGAGCUGGUGGUCUCUGCACACUGGUUCUGGCCUUCCUGGCUGCGUUGGGAUGGAAGACCGACAAGGCGCCGGUGGCAGCCAUGGUGGGGACGUCUUGGGAUGUGUUCCAGCCGCUCCUCUUCGGAUUGAUUGGCGCGGAGAUCACCAUAUCGACCCUUAGCCCCAGCACCGUGGGUCUUGGUUUGGCCUGCAUCAGUAUUGGUCUGGUGGUCCGCCUGCUCGUCACCUUCUUGCUGGUUCAUUACGGAGGAUUUAACCUGAAGGAGAAACUCUUCAUCUCUGUCGCAUGGCUGCCCAAAGCCACCGUACAGGCUGCCAUUGGCUCCAAGGCCUUGGACUUGGCGAGAGAGGAGGGGGAUGAAACCUUGAUUAAAUUUGGUUUGGAGGUGCUAACGUUAGCCGUAUUAGCCAUCCUGACCACGGCUCCCAUCGGGGCGCUGGGUAUCGGACUGGCAGGGCCGCGCCUCCUGGCCCGGCAGGUCAAAGCAGAUGACACAGAAGGCGGAGCUAUGACUCCAAGCAGCUAUGGGAUUGGUCAAGAAAAGGACUGCGUGACCCUUGAGAGCAAGCUAUAAGGCCUCUGAUUGGACGAACAAAAAAGGCUGUCUAUAUCAAUAAGUUAAAACCAGUGCACACGGAUAUGUUUUACUUUCUUUUGAUGUGCUGAUGCUUGUAUUAGUUACCAUCUCUGCUUAAAUGUUCAGCUAGUUAUGUGUUACAUGAAACUCAUUUGUUUGACACACAAGAAGUUAUUUUUCUAAAUCAUAAAAAUAUCGUUGUUAAAAUACGGACAUAUGAAGUGAUUCAUAACAUCAACAGACCAACCGUCCAACAACAGCGUGGCAUUAUUUAAAAUGAUUAGUAGAAGAAGAAAGCUACCACACAUUAAGGGACAGAGUGUAUAUAUUAAAGCAAUAAGGUUCGAGAGGCUGUGGUUUUUAACAUUGACUAAACAUACAGCCUCAAGUACCUUAUUGCUUUUAUAAUACGGUUAUCAGUGACCGUCCUGUGGCUGGAGACCAGUCCAGUGGACCCUGUCUCACCUGGACAGAUCAGUCUGUCCUGUGGCUGGAGACCAGUCCAGUGGACCCUGUCUCACCUGGACAGAUCAGUCUGUCCUGUGGCUGGAGACCAGUCCAAUGGACCCUGUCUCACCUGGACAGAUCAGUCUGUCCUGUGGCUGGAGACCAGUCCAGUGGACCCUGUCUUACCUGGACAGGUCAGUCUGUCCUGUGGCUGGAGACCAGUCCAGUGGACCCUGUCUCACCUGGACAGAUCAGUCUGUCCUGUGGCUGGAGACCAGUCCAAUGGACCCUGUCUCACCUGGACAGAUCAGUCUGUCCUGUGGCUGGAGACCAGUCCAAUGGACCCUGUCUCACCUGGACAGAUCAGUCUGUCCUGUGGCUGGAGACCAGUCCAAUGGACCCCGUCUCACCUGUCCAGUCAAGUGUGGACCAACUGGGACGGACUCCAGCCCUUAUGGGACCGCUCGUUUUCAAAAUAAAAGCCUGUUAGUUCUCAGAAAUCAAACAUCUGGAGUUGUAACUGAACUUUGAAUCAGUUUUCUGUGUUUCCUGUGUUUCUUUUACUACUUUGGUAAACAGUUGUUAUAUUUCUUUGGUGUUUAUUAAAAUGUGUCUCUUGUAUUUGUUAAUUGCUGCGAUUGUUGCCUUGACGACAGACUUCCUCUGUAUUCCUCUAUGUCAGUGGUUCUCAAACUGUGGGGCACGACCCUCUGGUGGGGGGCGGAGGAAUUACAGGUGGUGCGUGAGGGGCUA